This is a messenger RNA of Drosophila willistoni, 521 nucleotides long. It is a transcript of the gene Dad1, whose product is annotated as dolichyl-diphosphooligosaccharide--protein glycosyltransferase subunit DAD1. Gene Ontology annotation, cellular component: oligosaccharyltransferase complex; membrane. The transcript has a single exon. Gene Ontology annotation, biological process: protein N-linked glycosylation. NCBI's taxonomy places the organism in Eukaryota, Metazoa, Arthropoda, Insecta, Diptera, Drosophilidae. The coding region runs from base 104 to 442 and encodes 112 amino acids. The record is from RefSeq and is a predicted model, not a curated record.
CUUUAUCGUUCUCAUCUCCUUUGCGUGACGUGUCUACAGCUGAAAUAGAAUUAUUUGGAUUUUUGUGUUUUUUCCUUCAAUCAAUAACAAUUUAAUUCCCAAAAUGGUUGAAAUCACCGGUGUAAUUGCCAAAUUCUACAACGAUUAUGUGCAGAACACGCCGAAGAAACUGAAGUUGGUGGACAUCUAUCUGGGCUAUAUUCUAUUGACCGGCAUCAUUCAGUUUGUUUACUGCUGCUUGGUGGGCACUUUUCCAUUCAAUUCGUUCCUGUCAGGAUUCAUCAGUACAGUCAGCUGCUUCGUCCUUGCCGUUUGUCUGCGUCUGCAAGCCAAUCCCCAAAAUAAGGCCGUAUUUGCAGGAAUUUCACCGGAGCGUGGAUUCGCUGAUUUUAUCUUUGCCCAUGUGAUACUGCAUUUAGUUGUAAUGAAUUUCAUUGGCUAAAUUCGACAUAAUGUAUUUAAAUUAACUGAAUAAUAUAUAUUACUUCUUUGGAUGAAACGCAUCCUUAUACAACUGAAAA